Messenger RNA from Erpetoichthys calabaricus (reedfish), 7023 nucleotides. RefSeq names its product ATPase phospholipid transporting 8B4 (gene atp8b4). Gene Ontology annotation, molecular function: ATP hydrolysis activity; ATP binding; ATPase-coupled intramembrane lipid carrier activity. NCBI's taxonomy places the organism in Eukaryota, Metazoa, Chordata, Cladistia, Polypteriformes, Polypteridae. The transcript has 29 exons. Bases 270 to 3857 code for a protein of 1195 amino acids. Gene Ontology annotation, cellular component: plasma membrane. The record is from RefSeq and is a predicted model, not a curated record. Gene Ontology annotation, biological process: Golgi organization; phospholipid translocation.
GAAGGGAGUGAGUGAGAGAGUGUGGAGGAGAGGGAGAUCCUGCUCAACGGUAAUCGCUAUGUUUUCCAUUGUGUGAUAUCACUCAAUACUCCACCCUGAGCGUAUGUCGUAGUGGAAUGGAGCAGAUCAGGCGAAUGGACGCCGUUUUAUUGCGGUAAAUUUAGAGCUUAUUCGUUUUAAAAAAAGACCAGUUGGAAGAAUGCGGCUACUGGCAUGACACCUUUUCAGAGAGAUCACACACAUUCAGGCCAGCCCUCAGGCCUAAUUGGAUGACACUUGAUGCUAUGAAGCUUUGUGACAAUAAUACUGUCAUCGAGGAGGAGCGCCACGCAAAAGCCAAUGACCGUGAAUAUAAUGAAAGAUUUUGUUAUGCAGACAAUCGCAUCAAGACUUCGAAAUACAACAUCUUCACAUUCCUGCCAAUCAAUCUAUUUGAACAAUUCCAGCGUGUUGCCAAUGCCUACUUUUUGUUCCUGCUUAUAUUACAGCUAAUUCCUGAGAUCUCCUCACUGUCCUGGUUUACCACCAUCGUGCCUUUGGUGCUUGUACUAACGAUCACUGCUGUCAAAGAUGCUACAGAUGACUAUUUUCGCCACAAAAGUGACAACCAAGUCAACAACAGACAUUCUCAGGUACUCAUCGAUGGCAAAUUACAAAAUGAAAAAUGGAUGAACGUACGCGUCGGAGACAUCAUCAAGUUGGAGAACAAUCAGUUUGUUGCUGCAGACUUGCUGCUUUUGUCUAGCAGUGAACCUUAUGGGCUUUGCUAUGUUGAAACAGCUGAGCUGGAUGGGGAGACGAAUUUGAAAGUCCGUCAAGCCUUAACGGUGACCUCAGAACUUGGGGCUGAUAUCAGCCGCCUGGCGGAGUUUAAUGGUGAGGUGAUCUGUGAGCCUCCAAACAACAAAUUAGACAGGUUCUCGGGAACGCUGUUCUGGAAAGACAACAAGUAUUCCCUCGAUAACGAGAAAAUGCUGCUUCGAGGCUGCGUGCUCAGAAAUACGGAGUGGUGCUUCGGAAUGGUCAUCUUUGCAGGGCCUCAAACAAAACUCAUGCAAAACUGCGGGAGGACCAAAUUCAAAAGAACGAGUAUAGACAGACUGAUGAACACUUUAGUUUUAUGGAUAUUUGUUUUUCUUAUAUGUAUGGGGAUUAUUCUUGCUAUUGGAAAUUCAAUCUGGGAAUACAAAGUUGGUAGCAAUUUCCGAAUUUACUUGUCCUGGAAUGAAGUUCUCGAUGAUCCGGUGCUAUCUGGAUUCCUUACUUUCUGGUCGUACAUUAUCAUUCUCAACACGGUGGUGCCGAUCUCCUUAUAUGUCAGCGUGGAGGUCAUUCGCCUUGGUCACAGCCACUUCAUAAACUGGGACAGAAGAAUGUAUUAUGCUAAGAAGGACACCCCUGCCGAGGCACGCACCACAACACUAAAUGAGGAACUGGGACAGAUUGAAUACAUCUUUUCAGACAAAACUGGAACAUUAACACAGAACAUCAUGGUUUUCAGCAAAUGUUCAAUCAAUGGAAAAACUUACGGGGACAUGUAUGAUGAGCUUGGACGUAAAAUAGAAGUCUCAGAGAAAACCCCAGCCGUGGAUUUUUCAUUCAAUCUUCUGUCAGAUAAGAAAUUUAAAUUUUACGACCACAGUCUUCUGGAAGCAAUCAAAAUCGGAGAGCCGACUGUGCACGAGUUCUUCAGACUUCUGGCCCUUUGCCACACUGUUAUGCCAGAGGAAAAAAAUGAAGGGGAUCUUCACUACCAGGCCCAGUCACCUGAUGAAGGGGCUCUGGUUACGGCUGCAAGAUCUUUUGGCUUCGUCUUCCGGGCCCGCACUCCAGAAACCAUAACAGUGUAUGAGAUGGGUGAGCCAGUCACCUACCAGCUGCUUGCAAUCCUGGAUUUCAACAACUUCAGGAAAAGAAUGAGUGUCAUCGUCAGGAAUCCCAAGGGACAAAUAAAGCUGUACUCCAAAGGAGCCGACGUUAUUCUCUUUGACAGGCUCCAUCCAUCUAAUGACGAUCUCAUGGAGACAACGUCGGACCACCUCAGCGAGUUUGCAGGAGAGGGGCUGCGGACGCUGGCGCUCGCUUACAAAGAUAUUGAUGAGGACUACUUGGCACAGUGGCUCAAGAAGCUUCAUUUUGCCAGCAUCUCAUUUGACAACCGGGAGGAAUGUCUGUCAGCCUUAUAUGAAGAGAUUGAGCAGAAUAUGAUGUUACUAGGUGCCACUGCCAUUGAAGACAAACUACAAGAAGGCGUUCCGGAGACCAUCGCGUGUUUAAAUCUUGCCAACAUUAAGAUCUGGGUCCUCACAGGAGAUAAGCAAGAAACAGCGAUGAAUAUUGGAUAUUCUUGCAACAUAUUGACCGAUGACAUGAAUGAACUUUUCAUCAUAUCAGGCCAUACAGCACUUGAGGUGCAGCAGGAGCUCAGGAAAGCAAAGGAAUGCAUGCUGGGUUCAAGCAGAGACAUCGGCAACGGCCACACGUUUUCUGAAAAGAAGAAGAACUCAGAUUCCGUGUUUGAGGAAACCAUCAGUGGCGAGUAUGCCUUGAUUAUCAAUGGGCACAGCCUGGCCCAGGCUCUAGAGACGGACUUGGAGCGAAUCUUCCUGGACAUUGCCUGCAUGUGUAAAACAGUCAUCUGUUGUCGUGUUACUCCCCUGCAGAAAGCCCACGUGGUCGAGCUUAUAAGGAAAUACAAAAAAGCGGUCACCCUGGCCAUCGGGGAUGGAGCUAAUGACGUGAGCAUGAUAAAAACAGCUCAUAUCGGUGUUGGAAUCAGUGGGCAGGAGGGGAUGCAGGCCGUGCUGGCCAGCGAUUACUCCAUUGCCCAGUUUCGAUAUCUGCAGAGACUGCUGCUUGUUCACGGCCGCUGGUCCUACUUCCGAAUGUGCAAUUUCCUUCAUUAUUUCUUCUACAAGAACUUUGCUUUCACCCUUGUCCACUUUUGGUACGGUUUCUUCUGUGGAUUUUCAGCACAGACGGUGUAUGACCAGUGGUUCGUCACCUUGUUCAACGUCGUUUACACCUCCCUGCCAGUUCUUGCAAUGGGCCUCUUUGAUCAGGAUGUCAACGAGCAAAACAGUAUGGAGCACGCCAAGCUGUAUGAACCCGGACAAUUAAACCUCUUAUUCAACAAGCAUAAGUUCUUCAUCUGUACGGUGCAAGGGAUCUACACAUCCUUUGUGCUUUUCUUUAUCCCAUACGGUGCUUUUGCGGACAGCGUGAGAGGUGAUGGCUUACAUAUAAUGGACCAGCAGUCGUUUGCUGUCACAAUCGCAACAUCUUUGGUAAUCGUUGUUAGUGUCCAGAUCGGAUUAGACACCAACUACUGGACGGCGGUCAAUCAUUUCUUUAUAUGGGGCAGUGUGGCAGUUUAUUUUUCCAUUUUAUUCUUCUUGCACAGCGAUGGAAUUUUUGACAUUUUUCCCAGUCAGUUUCCCUUUGUUGGAACUGCUCGCAACUCCUUAUCCCAGAAGAGCGUCUGGCUGGUCAUCCUGCUGACCACUGCGGUGUGUGUCAUGCCGGUGGUGGCUCUGAGGUUCUUGAGGAUUGACUUGAAUCCCACUUUGACAGAUAAGGUGCGACACAUGCAGCAGGCCAGAAGAAAGCACCGUCCACUGGAGCACAACUUGAAGCGCGUCCGCAGGACAAGCUCCAGGCGCUCAGCCUAUGCCUUUGCACACCAGGAAGGCUACGGAGAACUGAUUACCUCUGGCAAGAAUAUGAAGGGCACCAGCCACUUCUCAAUGACGCCGGGGGGUCGCAUCCAGAACAGUACCAGCUGGAUCGAAAAUCUCCUUAAGAAACGGACAGACCCCACAGGUGCUGACAGGACCCCCAAGCAGCAACACCAGUAGCGGCGUGCCUCCGCUUCCAGACGAGUCUGUCUUUUGCACUGUGCUUGGAUGGUGCCUUGCCAUCGAGAGAUGGACCCCAGAGCAUGAGAGUCCAGUCCUUGGAAUUCCACGUGCCAUCUUCACGAGGGGUUCUGUGAUAAAAUGGAGAAACGAAUUCUAGAAUGUCACGAGAGAGGUGGCACUGGGGUAGAAUUCUCAUGCUGUCGGUCGCCGGGAAGGAGAACUCACAGCAGAUGGGUUGGGUGGGAUGCUGUGACACAACUCCGCUCUGGACCUGAAGCUUUGAGCCCUGGCAGAGCACACUUAACCAUCCACUCCCCUCGAUGCCUUUACUUUGGGGUUGUUACUUGGAUUAUCAACAUGUGGUAACCGGAUAGCCCUCAUUUCAAUGAGGACCAAUCUCGUAUCCUUCUGGUUUUGGGUUUGGGGAUGUAAACCUACGUCCAUCAGUGCAGCACACAUUGAAUGUCAGACCUAUUUGAGGAUCUGCUCCUCACCCUUCAGUUAGGGGACAAAGCCUGGAUUUUUCACUCUUGUUACCCAAUGAGCCCUUGUUUGUCUGAGAAACCCCUCUUGUAGAGUUGGGUUGGGUGGGGGAGCCUCAUGACACACCUACACUCAGGACAUGAACGCGUGGCCUUCGGCACAGCACACAUUGAAUGUCAAGCAUGCUUGAGUAUCCACCACUGCCGAUAUCAUGUGCAAAACAAAAACCAUCACGUCACUGGAAACCCACCUCGUAUCCUUUUGGAGCAGGGUUGGAUUUAGCAAGAAGUCUUUCCACCUCUCCAUUUGAGAUGUGAACCCCCUGCCCCAGAGAGCAGCGCACACAGAAUAUCAGAUCUAGUCAAGUAUCCACUCAGUGACGAUCUUUUGAGUUUGUAACAAGUGGUAAACAACCAACUCUCUCUUCACUGGGAACCAGUCUGGAAUUUUUCUGAAGCUGGGUUGGGUGGGCAGUCUGGGUGUGACUCCAUGGUCCACUUGAGUAUCGACCUGCUGCAUCUCUCUUAUGGUUGUCACCUUCCUAUUAACUUGUGGUGAAAGGUGAUUUCGUGUUUAAUAAGGGACCAGCCAUGUUUGGUUCUGAAUUUGAUUGGGGGCAAUUCACACGUCCAUUUAGGAUGUAAAUCUAAAGAUUUGCUGCAGCCCAUCCUAAAUGUCAGAUCCACUUGAGCCAACCAGUGCCCUUCGGUUGGGUUUGUCACCUCGGUUAUCAACAAGUGAGGUACGGUCAGCCCUUAUUUCAGUAGACUCCAAUCUUGUAUUCAGGUGGAGUUUUUGUUUUCAGAGGAACUCGGGAUUAUGACGCACCUCCACUCGAGGCAAGUGAAUGUCGAGACCAUGCAAGAAUCACCUCAUGGUUUCUCUGUAGGGAUCACCUGGAAAAAUGGCAUGCGGUAAAAGGUCACUGUUCACUUCGCUGCUGUUAAAUAUUGCAUUCUUGUGGAGGUUCUUGAGCGUUGAGUCGGUAUUAUUACUUAUCUCCGUUUCAGAUGCGGACAUUUGUAAGGUAAACAUUGAACAUCGAGGCCAUUUGAGAAUCGGAUCAUGGCUCUCCACUGUUGGGAUCGCCUGGAUGCAGGGCCGGUGCCACCAUUAUGGAAAAUCAGGCAUUCAAUCAUAAGGGAGUAGAACCCAGCCGCACAGUUUAACUACCGAACAUUCGGUUGACACACUAAUAAGCUUUGGCCGGUAAAAGGUCAGCAUUCAUUUCACUGGGGUCCAAUCUUGUAUUCUUGUCGAGUUUUUUAAGAGGAAGUUGGAAUUAUUAGACACUUCCGCUCAGGAUGUCGACAAUCGUUGUUACAAGCAACGAUUUAGAGGAACCAAAAAGACCAGAAGAUGAUCUCUUAGCCAGAGAUGUGGUCAGGGAAAGCAAAGGGACCAACCCAGGUGAUCAUAGCAAACAAAAUCAAAGCACAGGACAUUACUCAAGACAAAGCAAAAGUUAGGAACUGUUGUAUCGUGGAGACAAAAGAAAGGACAGGGAGAUACAAAGGAGUUGUACACAGUGACAGCCAAAACCAAAAAUGAAAGAAAACCAAUCGUCAAAACCUUGUGGUCGAAAAUCAGAAGUGAAAAUAAAGUCUUAAGAACUUGAAUCACACGAUCGAACCUUGAUUUUUUUUUGAGAAAUCCGCAACCUUGGACAAUCAAGUAAUGCCAGAAAUGGACUUUUAUACCUCAUGACCCCUAAUGUUGCUCUGUUCCUGAGUGACCACAUAGCAACUGAUAAACAAAACUACACAAAAUGGUGAGGCUAGAAGGAAACAAAUGAUUAAUAUAUACUUUAAAACAACCGCAAACUCAGAAAAGCAAACAUCGAGAAUCACUAGCAUGACCUCAAAAACGUGUAAAGUGAAGUAAAUCAAGUGAAAGGAUGGCAAAAUAACAGCACAGAAGAAACAAUAAUGACAACAACCAGGAAACAAACCUACCGCUCGGGCAAACUUGAAACGUAAGUGAACUGCACUAGAGAAACGAGACGCUGUGUAUCCACAGGGCGGAUGUAAUUAGGGAGAAUAGUGAAGAGUUACGAUCAUUAAUGGAAUUCAAGAUGGCCGUCUUUUAUUACGUCAAGCGUGAAGGAAUCAGCCGGGUGCUCUCAAUCAGUUCACUGUAGCCGACUGACUAAGAUAACAAAGCAGUGGCCUUAAAUAAAGGAGGUUAAUUUACAUAAUGCAGUGUAAGCAGCAGUUCAGUUUCCACCAAUCAGAAUCGAAGUAAAUGGUAUAUUCAUAUGCUUUAGUAUUAUCUGGACAUCCCCAAACAGUUAAAACAAAUUAAAAGUCUUUGACACGCACAUAUUCAUCCCCAAAGAGAAACUUCUUAUUUAAAAAUUCUUAAAAAUGAAAUGUUUUUAAUUAUAAUUAUCCCAUCAUUCCCUUGGUGACUGUUCUGGACAUGACUGGUGAAGGAUUUUUGGGUUGCAAAGGACAGACGCAACGUGAACACUCAUAAAUUCACGCAGUAAUAGCAAAAGACAAAGACAUACCUUCUGAAUGUUUCCUCUUGGGUCACGGAUAGAAAACGUGUCACAUUUUCAUAGUGACAUCUUCGUGGUGUCAUUGUCAUGACGAUCGAGGUCACAUGAUGUAUCUCAGGAGCAGCAUGUAAUCAAAACGGUAAAUCAAAUUGACUUUCUCGGAUAAGGUCAAAAAUG